This is a messenger RNA of Saimiri boliviensis boliviensis (Bolivian squirrel monkey), 6269 nucleotides long. RefSeq names its product WD repeat domain 90 (gene WDR90). Gene Ontology annotation, cellular component: centriole. NCBI's taxonomy places the organism in Eukaryota, Metazoa, Chordata, Mammalia, Primates, Cebidae. Gene Ontology annotation, molecular function: protein binding. The record is from RefSeq and is a predicted model, not a curated record.
GGACCAGGGGCCUCGGACGGCGAGAGAGAGGCAGGGGAGCCCCGGCGCAAGCGCGGACAGGUGGGGCGGGGAGGGCCCACAACCCGCGCGCUCGGAGGCCGGUCGGGCUAACACGGGGCUGCCUCGGGGGACCCGCGGGGCAAAGGCAGCGGGGACAGGGGCCGGAGAGACGCGCGGGCCGCUCCGACGGGGCAGUCACGUGGCCAGGGCGCCGCCAUGACGGCGGAAGUGAUGGUGGAAGCGGAGCCGUUGCCAGGCGCCGUGCUGCGUGCCCUACGCGGGGCGCGCGGAGGCUGAGGCGGGAACUUCGAGCGGCGGCGCCAUGGCCCGAGCGGCUCCUGCCUGGUCCGCUGACGCCCGCCGCCCGCCCCGCAGCGUGGCAGCACCCGUUCCUCAACGUCUUCAGAUACUUCCGGGUGGACGAGUGGAAGCGCUCAGCCAAGGAGGGGGACGUCGCCGUGGUGACGGACAAGACCCUGAAGGGCGCGGUGUAUCGCAUUCGGGGCUCAGUCUCUGCUGCCAACUAUAUCCAGCUCCCCAAGACCAGCAGCCAGUCCCUGGGGCUGACUGGGCGCUACCUGUAUGUGCUCUUCCGGCCCCUGUCCAGCAGGCCCUUUGUCAUCCACUUGGACGUGUCCACCGAGGACGGCCAGGUCAUUCGCGUGUCUUUCUCCAACCUCUUCAAGGAGUUUAAGUCCACAGCCACAUGGCUUCAGUUUCCCUUCAUCCUGGAGGCCAGGACACUCCAGAGAGGUGACACCGAGAUGGGGCGUGGAUGGUCCAGGAGGGAGCUGGUGCAGGCCGUGGGGCUCCUCUGCGGCUUGGGGAUCAACCUGGGGAGGCACAGGCUCAACGUCUCUGGGAGUCGGCGGCGGUCAGGAGAGGGGGUGCUGACCCCGAGUGCCCAUCCUGCAGACCGGGUGGGUUUGGCCGCUGCUGGACCCCGCUGGACCUGCCUGCAGCUGGACUUGCAGGACAUCCUCCUGGUCUACCUGAACCGGCGCUACAGCCACCUGAAGAGCGUCAGGCUGUGCGCCAGCCUGCUGGUCAGGAACCUUUACACCAGCGACCUGUGUUUCGAGCCUGCCGUCACGGGGCCCCAGGGGGCAAAGCUGCCCCUCACUCCUAUGCCUCGGGAAAUGGCGUUCCCUGUGCCCAAGGGAGAGAGUUGGCAUGACCGAUAUAUCCACGUGCGGUUUCCGAGUGACCGUUUGAAAGUGCCUUCGGAGCUGAUUCAGAAGAGCCGUUCCCCUCCUGAGGCAGUCCUCCUGGGGCCUGGGCCCCAGCCCCUCCCUUGCCUGGUGGCUUCUAGCAAAGCUGUGUGGGACAGUGUGUCUCCAGUGGUCCAGAUGCCCAGCCCCACAGCCUUCGGCCAGGCCCCCUCGGCACCCAGGCCCUUCCGGGAGGUCAGUCUGUCCCGAGAGCACCCAGAGGCCUCUAGUGCGGAGGGUCCCAGUGUACAGGCACCCAAGCCCUUCCUGAAGGUCAGCCUAUCCCGAGGGUGCUCAGAGGCAUUCAACACAGAUGGGCCCCUUGAGCCCUGGGCCCAGGUGGAGGCCUCUGAUGUCCACACAGCUGCUGCCGGCACCCACGUGCUGACUCACGAAUCGGCUGAGAUGGAAGAGUCGGUUCAGGUGCCUGUGGCCCUUGAGGAUGCUGGCUCCUGCAAGCCCUUCCUCCCGGACCCGGUCCUGAGGCUCAAGGGUGUCAUCGGCUUUGGGGGCCACAGCACCAGACAGGCUGUGUGGACUGCGGAUGGGACGGCUGUCGUGUACCCCUGCCACUCUGUCAUCAUUGUCCUGCGUGUGGACACCAGGGAGCAGCGCUUCUUCCUCGGCCACACAGACAAGGUCUCCGCCCUGGCACUGGAUGGUGGCAACUCACUCUUGGCCUCAGCUCAGGCCGGGGCCCCCAGCGUGAUGCGGCUCUGGGACUUCCAGACUGGGGUUUGCCUAUCCCUGUUCCGGAGUCCAAUGCACGCCGUCUGCUCCCUCAGCUUUGCUGACAGUGGGGCCCUUCUCUGCGGGGUUGGCAAGGACCGGCACGGGAGGACGAUGGUGGUGGCCUGGGGUACUGGCCAGGUGGGCCUUGGCGGCGAGGCGGCCGUUCUGGCGAAGGCACACACUGACUUCGACAUCCAGGCCUUCCGGGUCGCCCGUUUUGAUGAAACCAGGAUGGCAUCAUGUGGGCAGGGCAGCGUGCUGCUCUGGCGGCUGCGUGGCAGGGUGCUACGCUCCUGCCCCGUGGACCUGGGGGAGAACCACGUGCUACACUUCACCGACCUCGCCUUCAAGCAGGCCCAGGACAGCUGGAGACCAGACGGCCGCCAGGAGACCUCGGCUGCCAUGCUCUUUGUGUGCAGCCACAGCGGCCACGUCUUGGAGAUCGAUUGUCAGCGCGUGGUUGUGAAGCAUGCCCGCCGCCUGCUCCCUACACGGACUCCGGGUGGCCCCAGGCCACAGAAGCAGACCUUCAGCUCAGGCCCUGGCAUCGCCAUCAGCAGCCUCAGCGUCUCCCCGGCCGUGUGCGCUGUGGGCUCUGAGGAUGGCUACCUGCGGCUCUGGCCCCUGGACUUCUCCUCGGUGCUCCUGGAGGCAGAGCACGAGGGCCCCGUCAGCUCAGUCUGUGUCAGCCCUGACGGCCUCCGUGUGCUGUCCACCACCUCCUCGGGCCACCUGGGCUUCCUGGACACCCCGGCCCGGGUGUACCGCGUGCUGGCUCGCUCCCACACCGCCCCAGUGCUGGCCCUCGCCACGGAGCAGAGGCGGGGGCAGCUGGCCACUGUGUCCCAGGACCGUACCGUUCGCAUCUGGGAUCUGGCCACCUUGCAGCAGCUGUAUGACUUCACAUCAUCAGAGGAGGCCCCGUGUGCCGUCACCUUCCACCCCACAAGGCCAACCUUAUUCUGCGGCUUCAGCAGUGGGGCCGUGCGCUCCUUCAGCCUGGAGGCCGCCGAGGUCCUGGUGGAACACAAGUGCCACCGAGGAGCCGUCACCGGUCUGAUUGCCACCCCUGAUGGCCGCCUGCUGUUCAGCGCCUGCCGCCAGGGCUCCCUGGCCCAGUACAGCUGUGCAGACCCCCAGUGCCGCCUCCUCCGAGUGGCAGCGGAUGUGGUGUGCCCAGAUGCCCCCGCAAGGCCCAGUGCUCUGGCCAUCAGUGGGGAUGGAAGCCUGCUGGCCUUUGUGGGCCCCUCCAGGCACACGGUGACGGUCAUGGGCUCGGCCUCCCUGGAUGAGCUGCUGCGCGUUGGCGUCAGCGCUCUGGACCCGGCCAGUGGGCGUCUGGACUCAGCUGUGGCCGUGUGCUUUGGCCCCACGGCCCUGGGCCACCUGCUGGUGUCUACCUCAUCCAACAGAGUUGUGGUGCUGGAUGCUGCGUCGGGCCACGUGGUCCGGGAGCUACCCGGUGUCCACCCUGGGCCCUGUCCCUCCCUGGCACUCAGUGAGGACGCCCGCUUCCUGCUGAUGGCCGCCGGCCGGGCUGUGAAGGUGUGGGACUAUGGGACGAAGGCCAGCCCAGGCCCCCAGGUGUACAUCGGCCACUCAGAGCCUGUGCAGGCUGUGACCUUCUCCCCUGACCAGCAGCAGGUCCUCAGCGCAGGGGAUGCCAUCUUCUUCUGGGACAUCCUGGCCACCACUGAGAACGAGCAGAGCUUCCCUGGGAUUCCCCCAGCCUGUGAGGCAGGCCCGGGCACAGGACAGUUGGAGGACGCUGAGUCUGGGGCCAGCGGGCUCCCCGAGCAGCGGGUCCCCAAGCCAUCUCCAGCAUCUCCACCACGGCUGGGCAUUUGUGCCAGGCCUCCCAAAGGUGGGGAUGGCACUUUCUCCACGUCGGAUGAGGAAGGACCUUGUGAGGAGAGCCGUAGCCCCAAGAGGCUUGGCCAGGCCCCAGGCCCGCCUGAGCUCACGGAGGAGGAGGCUGGCAGGGAUGGAGUUGGGGCCUGGGCUGCAGCAGCGGCCUCGUGGGAACUUGCGGCACCUCCCUGUCCCCCCAGCCAACCCCGCACCAGGGACACCAGGAAUUUGGGGACCCCACACACCACCUGCCUGGCUUCCCACAAGGCCUUCGUGCUCGCCAAGGUCAGCUGCAGCCCCAACUCUGCCAAGGGCACCUCCUUGCCUACCCCCAGCAGCCAACGGUGGCGGCUGCGUCUGAAGGCUGUCGUUGGCUACAGCGGGAACGGGCGGGCCAACAUGGUCUGGAAGCCGGACACAGGCUUCUUUGCUUACACAUGUGGCCGCCUGGUGGUGGUGGAAGACCUGCACUCUGGUGCCCAGCAGCUUUGGCCUGGCCACCCUGCGGAGAUCUCCACGCUGGCCCUCAGCCACAGUGCCCAGGUCCUGGCUUCUGCCUCAGGCGGCAGCAGCACAGCUGCCCAUUGCCAGAUCCGCAUUUGGGAUGUGUCUGGUGGCCUCUGCCAGCAUCUCAUUUCCCACCACAGCACCUCUGUGCUGGCCCUGGCCUUCUCACCAGAUGACAGGCUUCUCGUCACGUUGGGAGGCCACGUCGACCGCACCCUCACCUUGUGGAGCGUGGCCACCUGUGACCUCGUGUCCUCCACCCGCCUCCCGGAGCCAGUGUAUGGCGUGGCCUUCAACCCCUGGGGUGCCGGCGAGCUUACCUGUGUGGGUCAGAGCGCUGUCACCUUCUGGCUCCUGCAGCAGCAUGGGGCAGACGUCAGCCUUCAGGUGCACCGAGAGCCGGUCCCAGAGGCAGUCGGGGCUGGAGAGCUGACUUCUCUUUGCUAUGGGGCACCCCCCCUGCUCUACUGUGGCACCAGCUCCGGCCAGGUCUGUGUCUGGGACACGAGUGCCAGCCGCUGCUUCCUGGCCUGGGAGGCGGAUAACAGUGGCAUUGGGCUGUUGCUGUUCUCCGGCUUCCGAUUGGUCAGUGGCAGCAACACGGGGCGGCUGUGCCUGUGGGCCGUGGGGGCCGUGUCGGAGCUGAGGCGCAAGGGCUCAGGUGCCAGGUCCAGUUCUGUGCUCAUGGAACGCGAGCUGGUGCUGGACGGGGCUGUGGUGAGCGCCAGCUUUGAUGACGGUGUGGACAUGGGCAUUGUGGGCACCACUGCGGGCACGCUCUGGUUUGUCAGCUGGGCCGAGGGCACCAGCACACGUCUCAUCAGUGGCCACAGGAGCAAGGUGAACGAGGUGGUCUUCAGCCCCGGGGAGUCGCACUGCGCCACGUGCAGUGAGGAUGGGAGUGUGCGGGUGUGGUCCUUGGCCAGCAUGGAGCUGGUGAUCCAGUUCCAGGUGCUGAACCAGAGUUGCCUCUGCCUCGCAUGGAGCCCCCCGUGCUGUGGCCGCCCCAAACAGCAGCGGCUAGCGGCGGGCUAUGGUGACGGCUCCCUGCGAGUAUUCAGCGUCUCCCGCACAGCCAUGGAGCUCAAGAUGCGCCCCCACAUGGCAGCGCUGACUGCUGUUGCCUUCUCUACCGAUGGUCAGACUGUCCUCUCUGGAGACAAGGAUGGGCUCGUGGCUGUGAGCCGCCCCUGCACAGGGAUGACCUUCCGUGUGCUGAGUGACCACCAGGGUGCCUCGAUCUCUACUAUCGAUGUCACCCACAAAGAGUGUGGAGACUUAGGGGUGGAGGGCACAGACCUAUGGCUGGUUGCCAGUGGGGACCAGCGGGUCAGCAUCUGGGCCUCCGACUGGCUGCGGAACCACUGUGAGCUGGUGGACUGGUUGAGUUUCCCAACGCCUGCCACCACAGAGACUCAGGGCCAGCUGCCGCCCUCCCUUGCUGCCUUCUGCCCCUGGGAUGGGGCGCUGCUGAUGUACGUGGGCCCUGGUGUGUACAAGGAGGUGAUUCUCUACAACCUCUGCCAGAAGCAGGUGGUGGAGAAGAUACCACUGCCCUUCUUUGCCAUGUCCCUGAGCCUGUCCCUGGGCACCCGCCUCCUGGCUGUUGGCUUUGCUGAGUGCAUGCUGAGGCUGGUAGACUGUGCCACGGGGACCACGCAGGACUUCGCUGGCCACGACAAUGCAGUACACCUGUGCAGGUUCACACCGUCCGCCAGGCUGCUCUUCACUGCGGCCCUCAACGAGAUCCUGGUGUGGGAGGUGGCCAGCUGCUGACAUGUGGCGGGGACUGUGCUGCUGGGCGUGAAGCCAGGCCUCAUGCGGGGACAGGCCGGGACUUCACGUAGAUCGACUGGACCAGGCUGUUGUGAAUUCGACAACCUGAAAAUGUUUUAAUAGCUGUUGUCCCUUUGCCUAAGGAGUUUUUACUGUUUCUGUCUUAUAAACAAAGGCAUUUAUUGCAUUAUU